AUGCGCAUCCGCUCCCUCUCAGUGUCGGGCGUAUCCCGCUCCCUCUCUCAGGUCGGGUGUUUGUUAGCCGCUCCCUCGCUCGCAGGAGGGCGAGCGUACCCCGCUCGCUCUCGAAGGAGGGCGUACCCCGCUCCUUCUCUCAAGGGUCGGGCGUAUACACCUUCUCUCAGGUCGGUCGAGCGUACCCCGCUCCCUCUCGCAGGGUCGGGCGUAUCCGCUCCCUUCGCAGGGUCAACGGGUUUCUCGCAGGAGGGCGUUAGCGUACUCCGCUCCCUCAAAGGUCGGUCGGAAUCGCUCCCUCUCUCGAAGGAGGGUCGUGCGUACCUCGCUCCCUCUCUCGCAGGGUCGUGCGUAUCCUUCUCCCUCUCGCGGAAGGGAGAGCGUAUAACGCUCCCUUCCUCGCCGGGUCGAACGUAUGCGCACCUCGCUCCCUCUCGCAGGUCGGGCGUGCGUACCCCGCUCCCUCUCAAGGGUCGAGCGCAUCCGCGCUCCCUCAAAGCUCGGGCGUACCCUGCUCCCUCUCUCGCAGGUCGGGUGUAUGCGCUCCUUCUCUCUCUCGCAAGAAGGUCGUACGUAUCCGCUCUCCCUCUCUCGCAGGAGGGUCGAGCGCUCUCGCAAGAAGGAGGGCGGAGCGAUCUCGCAGACCGGGCGUGCGUAUCCGAUCCCUCCCUCACAGGGAUGGGCGUGCGUAUUCGCUCCUUCUCUCGCUCGAAGGAGGGAGAGGCGUACUCCGCCUUCUCCCUCUCUCUCUCUCAAGUCGGGCGUACUCCGCCUUCUCUCUCGCAAGAGGGUCGAGCGAGCGAACGAAGGAGGGAGGGAGGUCGUACCCCGCUCCCUCACUCGAAGGAGGGCGCGCGUACCCCGCUCCCUCUCGCAGGGUCGGGCGUAUCCGCUCCCUUCGCAGGGUCAACGGGCGUACCCCGCUCCCUCUCUCGCAAGAGGGGUGACGUGCGUAUCCGGCUCCCUCCCUUGCACCUCGCGCCUACUCCCUCUCGAAGGAGGGAGGGCGAUCCCUCUCACUCGCAGGAGGGUCGGGCGUUAGCGUAUCCGCCCCCCCUCUCGCAGGAGGGCCGGAAUCGCUCCCUCUUUCGCUCGCAGGAGGGAGGGGCGCAUCCGCUUCCUCUCUCGCAAGAGGGCCUGCGUAUCCGCCCUCUCUCAUGGCCUGCGUUCCCGCUCCCUCUCGCAAGAUGGCAUGCGUAUCCCGCUCCCUCUCGAAGGAGUGAGGGCGUACUCCGCUCUCAAAGGUCGAGCGUACCUCGCUCUCCCUCGAAGGAGGGUCCGGCGCCCCUCGCUCCCUCUCGCAAGAGGCAGGGUCGUGCGUAUCCGCUCCCUCUCGAAGGGGGAGGCCGAUCCGCCUUCUCUCUCGCAGUAGGAGGGCGUAUCCCCGCUCCCUCUCUCUCGACGGUGGGCGUUAGCGUACCCCGCUCCCUCUCGAAGGAGGGAGGUCGAACGUAUCCGCUCCCUCUCAGGUCGGGCGUAUCCCGCUCCCUCUCUCUCAGGAGGGUCGUGCGUACCUCGCUCCCUCUCUCGCAAGAGGGCCUGCGUACUCGGCUCCCUCUCUCGCAAGAAGGAAGGGCGAGGCGUAUCCGCGAUCCAAGGUCGGGCGUAUUUGCUCCCUCUCUCGAAGGAGGUCGGGCGUACCGCGCUCUUCCUCUCUCGAAAGAGGGUCGUGCGUAUCCGCCUUCCCUCACUCUCUCAGGUCGUGCAUAUCCGCUCCUUCUCGAAGGAAGGAGAGGCGUAUCCGAUCCCUCUCCCUCGCAAGAGGUCGGGCGUAUCCGCUCCCUCUUAGGUCGGUCGGAAUCGCUCCCUCUCAGGUCGGGCGUGCGUAUGCGCGAAGGAGGGAAGGGCGUACCUCGCUCUCUCGAAGGAGGGUCAGGCGUACCCCGCUCUCCCUCUCGAAGAGGGAUCGAGCGUAUCCGCGCUCUCCUCGACCCACCCCCCCCCCCGCACCUCGCGCCCUGCGGUCAGAAGGGGCGUGCGAGCGAGGGAGGGAGGGCGUACUCCGCUCCCUUUCGAAGGAGGAGGGCGUAUCCGCUCCCGCUCCCUCGCAGGAGGGCGGGAGCGAUCUCGCAAGAGGUCGGGCGUGCCUCGCUCCCUUUCGCGCAGACCGGGCGUGCGCACUCCGCUCUCACUCUCAGGGUCGGGCGUACCCCGAUCCCUCUCUCGAAGGAGGGUCGUGCGUACCCCGCUCCUUCUCACAAGGGGCGUAUGCGCCUUGUAGAAGGAGGGGCGAGGGUCGGGCGAUCCGCUCCCUCUCAGUGUCGGGCGUGCGCAUCUGCUCUCCCUCUCUCGCAAGAGGGCGUGCGAUCCGCUCUCUCAGGUCGGUCGGAAUCGCUCCCUGGAAGGAGGAGGGAGGGUCGGGCGUACUCCGCUCCCUCUCUCGCAGGAGGGUCGUGCGUACCCCGCUCCCUUCCUCUCGAAGGAGGGCGGGCGUACUCCGCACCCUCGCAGGGUCGAGCGUAUCCGCUCCCUCAAAGGUCGAAGGGCGUACUCCGCCUUCUCUCGAAGGAGGGCGUGCGUAUCCGCGCCCUCCCUCGAAGGGCGGGCGAGCGAUCCGCUCCCUCUCUCGCAAGAGGUCGGGCGAGCGAGCGAGGGAAGGAGGAUCGAGCGAGCGAGCGAAGGAGGGAAGGGCGUAUCCGCUCCCUCUGGCAGGAAGCAAGAGGGCGCGCUCCCUCUCGCAAGAGGGGCGUGCGCACCUUGCUCCCUCUCUCUCAGUGUCGGGCGUACCCCGCCCUUCCUCUCUCGCAAGAGGGCGGGAGCGUACUCCGCUCCCUCUCUCUAAGGAAGGAGGGCGUGCCGUACUCCGCUCCCUAUCUCGACGGAGGGAGCGAUCCGCCUUCUCUCGCAGGAGGGCGCGUUCGCUCCCUGGCUCUCAGGUCGGGCGGAGCGAGUGAGCGAAGGAUGGAAGGCGUAUCUGCUCCCUCUCUCGAAGGAGGGCCUGCGUAUCCGCUGCCUCUCGAAGGAGGGCGUCUACGCUCCCUCUCGCAGGAGGGUCGUGCGCACCCCGCUCCCUCUCUCGCAGGUCGGGAGGGAAGGAGGGUCGAACGAUCCGCUCCCUCUCGCAGGAGGGUCCAGCGUGCGUAUCCGCUCCCUCUCUCGAAGGAGGGUCGGUCGGAAUCGCUCCCUCUCGAAGGAGGGCGUAUCCGCCGCUCCCUCUCGACGGAGGGCCGGGCGUACCCCGCUCCCUCUCUCGAAGGGAAAGAGGUCGAGGGCGGGAGCGCUCGCUCUCAGGUCGGGCGUUCGUUAGCCGCUCUCGCAGUAGGGGCGGGCGUAUCCGCUCCCUCUCGCAAGAGGGCGUACCCCGCUCGCUCUCUAUGGUCGGUCGGAAUCGCUCCCUCCCUGCGGUCGAAGGGCGUACCUCUCUCGCGCAGGAGGGCGAGGCGUAUACCGCUCCCUUUCGCAGGAGGGUUGUGUGUACCCCGCUCUCUCGCAAGAGGGUCGGGCGUAUCCGCUCCAUCUCGCAGGUCGGGCGUAUCCGCCUCCCUCUCUCAAAGGGGCGUACCCCGCCCUCUCUCUCGAAGGGGGGAGCGAUCCGCUCCCUCGCAGGAGGGCGGGAGCGCCCCCUCUCGCAGGAGGGCGUACCCCGCUCUCUCGCAGAGUCGAGCGUACCCCGCGCCCUCUCUCGCAGGGUCGGGCGUAUCCGCUCUCUUCCUCGAAGGAAGGUCGGGCAUGCGUACCCCGCUCCGCCUCUCGAAGGAGGGUCGAGCGUUCGUUAGCCGCUCCCUCCCUCUCUCGCAAGAGGGAGGGUCGAGCGCACCCCGCUCCCUCUCGCAGGAGGGUCGAGCGAGCGGGGGAGGGGCGUGCGCACCCCGCUCUCUCUCGCUCGAAGGUCGGGCGUAUCCUCUCGCUCCCUCCCAGGUCGGGCUUGAGCGAGCUCCUUCUCAGGGCGGUCGAGCGUAUCCCGCCUUCUCUCGAAGGAGGGCGUACCCCGCUCCCUUUCGCAGGAGGGAGAGGCGUAUCCGCCUUCCCUCGCAGGGAGGGCGUUCGUUAGCCGCUCUCUCGAAGGAGGGCGGGCGUACCCUGCUCCCUCUCUCGCAGGGAGGGCGGGCGCGUACUCCGCUCCCUCGAAGGAGGGAGCGAGCGAGCGAGGCGAGGGAGAAAAAGGGCGUACUCCGCUCUCCCUCUCGAAGAGUCGUGCGUGCGCAUCCGCUCCCUCCCUCUCUCGCAGAAGGGUCGAGCGAUCCGCUCCCUCAAAGGAGGGGCAUGCGUAUCCGCGCUCAAGGGUCGUGCGUAUCUCGCAGGAAGGAGGGUCGGGCGUAUCCGCUCUCCCUCUCGCAAGAGGGUCGGGCGAUCCGUACCCUCCCUCAAGGGUCGUGCGUACCCCGCUCGCUCUCGCAAGAGGGAGGGCGAUCCGCUCCCUCUCUCCAAGCUCGGGCGUAUGCGCUCCCUCUCUCAGGUCGUGCGUUCGUUAGCCGCUCCCCCUUUCGCAGGAGGGCAUGCGUACCCCGCUCCCUCACUCUCUCUCGCAGGAGGGUCGGGCGUAUGCGCUCCCUCUCUCAGGUCGGGCGGAGCGAGCGAUCGAAGGAAGGAGAGGAGGGCGUUAGCCGCCCUUCCUCUCGCAAGCGGGACGGCGUAUCCGAUCCCUCGCAAGAGGGUCGUGCGUAUCCGCUCCCUCUCGAAGGAGGGAGGGCGUGCGCCGCUACCUCUCAGAAGGAGGGGGUGCGUAUCCGCCUUCUCUCUCAGGUCGUGCGUACGCCGCUCGCUCUCAAGGGUCGUGCGUAUCCGCUCCUUCUCGCAGGAGGGUCGGGCGUAUCCGCUCUCCUGCGGUCGGGCAUGCGUAUCCGCUCCUUCUCUCGAAGCUCGGGCGUUAGCGUACUCCGCUCUCCCUCUCUCGCAGGAGGGUCGGGCGUACCCCGCUCCCUCUCGCAGGAUGGGGGGCGUAUUCGCUCCCUCUCUCUCGCAAGAGGGUCGGGCGGAGGAGUGAGCGAGCGAGGGAAGGAGGGGCGUGCGUAUCCGGCUCCCUCGCAAGAGGGUCGGGCGUAUCCGCUCUCUCUCAGAGUUGAGCGUACCCCGCACCCUCUCUCGCAGGAGGGUCGGUCGGAAUCGCUCUCUCUCUCGCUCGUCGGAGGGCGUACUCCGAUCCCUCUCAGGUCGUCGGGCGCAUACGCCUUCUCGAAGGGUCGGGCGUGCGUAUCCGCUCCCUCUCUCAAGAGGGCGGGCGUAUCCGCUCCCUCUCUCGCAGGGUCGGGCGAUCCCGCCUUCUCGCUCGCAAGAGGGUCGGGCGUGAGCGAGCGAGAGGGUCGGGCGCAUCCGGCGCUCCCUCAAGGGUCGGUCGGAAUCGCUCCCUCUCGCAAGAGGGCGUACCCCGCUCCCUCUCUCGCAGGAGGGUCGUGCGUAUUCGCUCCCUCUCUCGCAGGGUCGGAGCGAGCGAGCGAUGGAGGGCGAGCGUACUCCGAGCUCCCUCAGGUCGUGCGUAUCCGCUCCUACUCUCUCAGGUCAGGCGCACCCGGCGCUCCCGCUCUCUCGCAGGAGGGUCGAGCGUAUCCGCACUGUCGAGGGCGCGUAAGCGAGCGAGCGGGGGAGGGGCGUGCGUACGCCGCUCCCCGAAAGGGCGUAUGCGUACCCCGGUCCCUGGAGGGGCGUGCGUAUCCGCCUUCUCUCGAAGGAGGGCGUAUCCGCUCCCUCAGGUCGGGCGUUAGCGUACUCCGCUCCCUCUUUCUCGCAAGGAGGGCGUAUCCGGCUCCCUCUCUCGCAAAAUGGCGUACCCCGCUCCCUCUCGCAGGAAGGAGGGAGCGAGCGAGCGAAGGAGGGAGGGCGUGUCCGCUCCCCCCCCCCCCUCGGGCGUGCGUACCCCGCCUCCUCUCGAAAGAGGGUCGCGCGUACCCCGCUCCCUCCCUCAAUCACAGGGUCGGGCCCAUCUGCUCCCUCUCUCAAAAGAGGGCUAGGGUUAGCUCUCGCAGAGAUGGCGUUCGUAUGCGCUCCCUCUCUCGCUCCCUGGAGGGGCGUGCGUACCCCGCUCCCUCUCUCGCAAGGGUCGGGCGUAUCCGGUCCCCCUCAGGUCGAUCGGAAUCGCUCCCUCUCAGGUCGGGUCGUGCGCACCUCUCUUGCCAGAGGGCGUACUCCGCUCCCUCUCUCGCAGGGUCGGGCGUAUACCGCUCCCUCUCUCGAAAGAGGGCGUUCUCCAAGCUCGGGCGUAUGCGUAUCCGCUCCCUUUCGCAAGAGGGGUCGAGCGAUCUCGAUCGAAGGAGCGAGGGCGUGUGUAUCCGCUCCCCAUCUCUCUCGCAAGAGGGCGGGAGCGCUCCCUCUCGCAGGGUCGUCGGGCGGGCGUAUCUGCUUCGCUCUCUCAUAGGAGGGCGCGUAUCCGCUCUCCCUCUCUCGCAAGAGGGAGGGUCCGAAUCGCUCCCUCUCUCGCAAGAGGGUCAGGCGUACCUCGCUCCCUUCUCCCUCGCAAGAGGGUCGGGCGUACCCCGCUCUCUCGCAGGGUCGUGCGUACUCCGCCUUCUCGCAGGGUCGUGCGUAUCCGGCGCUCUCGAAGGGUCGGGCGUAUCCACCUUCCCUCUCGCAGGAGGGCGCGUAAGAGAGCGAGCGGGGGAGGGGCGUGCGUAUCCGCCGCUCCCUCUCCGACGUCGGGCGUUAGCGUACCCCGCUCCCUCCCUCUCUCUCGCAAGAGGUGCAUGCGCUCCUUCUCUCAUGUCGAGCAUAUCCGCUUCUUCUCUCGCAAGAGGGGCAUGCGUAUCUGAGCUCCUUCUCAGGUCGGGCGUCUACGCUCUCCCUCUCUCGAAGGAGGGUCGGACGUACCCCUCUCGCAAGGAGAGGCGUAUCCGCUCCCUCUCGAAGGAGGCCGAACGCGCUCUCUCAGGUCGAGCGUAUACCGCUCCUUCUCCCCCUCUCAGGGUCGUGCGUAUACCGCUCCCUCUCGCAGGGCGUGCGUACCCCGCUCUCCCUCUCAAGGGUCGUGCGCGUGAGCGAGCGAGCGGGAGGGUCAAGCAAUCCGCCGCUCCCUCUCACUCGAAGGAAUGGCGGAGCAAUCCGCUGCCUCUCGCAGGGCCGGGCGUGCGUAUCCGCUCGCUCGCAGGAGGGUCGUGCGUGCGUACCUCGCUCCCUCUCUCGAAGGAGGGAGGGUCGUAUCCGCUCCCUCUCGCAAGAGGGUCGGGCGUAUCCGCUCCCUCUUCUCGCAGGUCGGCGUUAGCGUACUCCGCUCGCUCCCUCUCUCUCGCAGGUCGGGCAUACUCCGCUCUCAGGUCGGUCGGAAUCGCUCCUUCUCUCGCAGGAGGUCGGGAGAGGCGUAUCCGCUCCCUCUCGCAGGUCGGGCGUGCGUAUCCGCUCUCCCUCUCUCGCAGGGUCAUGCGUACCCCGCGCUCCCUCUCUCGCAAGAGGGAGGGCGUACCACGCUCCCUCUCUCGCAAGAGGGUCGAGUGUAUCCGAUCCCUCUAUAAAGAGGGCGUGCAUAUCCGCUCCCUCCCUCUCGAAGGAGGGCCGGGCGUACCCCGCUCCCUCUCGUCAGAGGGCAUGCGUAUCCGCUUCGCUCUCUCUCGAAGGUCGAGGGAAGGGCGGAGCGAGCGGUCGAAGGAGGGCCUGCGUACUCCGCUCCCUCUCAGGUCGGGCGAUACGCCCUCUCUCUCGCAGGAGGGUCGAGCUGUCGGGCAGGAGCGCUCCCCAUCUCUCGCAAGAGGGCGUGCGUAUUGCUCCCUCUCGCAGGAGGAGAGGUGUAUCCGCUCCCGUUCUCUCGCAGGGUCGGGCGUGCGUACCCCGCUCUCAAGAGGGUCGAGCGAUCCGCUCUCUUCCUCGAAGGAGGGCGUAUCCGCCUUCUCGAAGGAAGGAGGGUCGUACGUGUCCGCCCCCUCUCGCAAGAGGGAUGAAGGUGUACUCCGCUCCCUCUCGAAGGAGGGAGGGGCGAGUGAGGGCGUACCCCGCUCGCUCGUCAGAGGGCGUGCGUACCUCGCUCCCUCGCUCUCGCAGGGCAUGCGUAUCCGCUCUCUCUCGAAGGAGGGUCGAGCGUAUCCGCGCUCCCUCAAAGGUCGGGCGCACCCCGCUCCCACUCGCAAGAGGGGCCUGCGUACCCCGCUCCUUCUCUCGCAAGAGGGCGUCGUGCGUACCCCGCUCCCUCUCGCAGGAGGGAGGGCGUCGGGCGUACCUCGCUCCCUACCUCGCAGAAGGGUCGAGCAAUCCGCUCCCUUCUCUCGAAGGAGGGAGGGCGUGCGUACCCCGCUCCCUCUCAAAUCAGGCGUGCGCAUCCGCCUUCUCAAGGGAGGGCGGGCGUAUCCGCUCUCUCUCCAAGGGCGGAGCGAGCGAUCGAAGGAAGGAGGGCGUAUCCGCCUUCUCUCGCUCGCAGGGAGGGCGGAGCGAGCGAGCGAGCGAAGGAGGGCCGAGCGCUCGCUCUCGAAGGAGGGGGGGAGGGCGUAUGCGCCUUCUCUCGCAGGGUCGGGCGAUCCGCUCCCUGCGAUCGAAGGGCAGGAUACGGUCUCCCUCGAUGGAGGAUCCCUCCCCCUCAUCCUUUCCCCUCUUGCACUGCCCUCUCCUCCCUACCUACCCUCUUCCCGUCCUCCUCCACUCUCGCGCAGCCGUUUCGCAGUCCUGCCAGUGAUCACUGUGCUCCCCCCACGCUCCCUCGCCCCUCACCUCCCUACCUACCCUGACCUCACCGUGCUCCCCUCGCCUCAAUGUGCUCCCUUCUCCUCACAGUGCUCUCUUCUCCUCGCCUGCUUCAUUUUCUCCUCGCCCGCUCCCCUCUCGCAUCACCUCUUCUCGCUCCCGUUCUAACCACCCCUUCUCGCUCCUCCUCCCUUCCACUCCCCUCGCAUCACCCCCUCUCGUCCUCC
Molecule: messenger RNA, 8759 nt
Organism: Schizophyllum commune H4-8
Lineage: Eukaryota; Fungi; Basidiomycota; Agaricomycetes; Agaricales; Schizophyllaceae
Exons: 14
Coding region: 1-8700 (2899 amino acids)
Source: RefSeq, a predicted model, not a curated record